This is a messenger RNA of Plodia interpunctella (Indianmeal moth), 8702 nucleotides long. RefSeq names its product sorbin and SH3 domain-containing protein 1-like (gene CAP). The coding region runs from base 371 to 6685 and encodes 2104 amino acids. Gene Ontology annotation, molecular function: protein binding. NCBI's taxonomy places the organism in Eukaryota, Metazoa, Arthropoda, Insecta, Lepidoptera, Pyralidae. The transcript is spliced from 23 exons. The record is from RefSeq and is a predicted model, not a curated record.
CCCUUCGUGACCGAGAGCCGGAGCGCGCACUCGCAUACACGUCUCCGCGUAAAAAUAAAGUCUACGGUGCGCCCGCGCACUUCAACCCAUUUAUAAUUAUCAGUAAAUCGCCGCGAGCGCACGACUGCCGUGGCCGGCGACCGCUCGCUGAAAAGAAAAUAACAUUCGUUUUAACGAAUCCGACCCGCGAACCCUUUCGUGACCAAGGGACGCGGUCCACUCCCUAGUCCGACACUCCGACGUUUUGCCGAGACUGUCACACCUACGCAGUAGGUACCGGUGUUACGACUCGAACUCCUGAUUGGUCGGCGUGUUUAUUGUGGUGAUUACGUUGUAUCAGUGAUAACAUAGUGUCAACUCUUAUGUAAAUAUGCCUGAAAGACCGAAACGUCGUAAAAAUAAUAAAAACAAACGGAAAAAUAAGAACCAACGUUUUGAUGGCAUUAAAAAUAAUAGUGAUGUGAAAACGGAAGACGCUGAAUCGUGUAGCGGUGAACAAACUAGUUUAACUGAAGAUAUAAAUUCAAUAACGCAGUCAUCUGAUAACUUAUCUGAAACUAACAUAAUCUCAUUUCCGUCUGUAAGUGAUGAAAAUGCGUCUGUAAGUGACGACGCUAUUAUUGAACAUAAGGUGUGUUUUGCUACUGAAAAUGCGUCUCAGGAUCUAAAUAAUAAUAGUGAUGUAGUAGAACCAUUAGUAGUUGCCGCAUCAUAUUCAUUAGAUGAACAUAUAAAUAUUCAAGAACCUGAAGUUUACCAAGUUGAAUCUCCAGAGCAAUCCCUUAAACCAAAAUCAAAAAGAAAAAAGCUUAAAUUAGAUAGCGUGAAAAGUAAAAGCUUAGAUAAUGAUGACGCUCCACAAAUCGUUGAAAUUACUGAUAGUAAUGCUGCAUUAAGCGAGAGCGACAGCAAUGUGUCUAUUAUUGAUACUAGUAAUGUUGUGGUUUCCGAAGUAGAUACAGAUGUAGAGUGGGAAAAAGCAAAUGAAAUAAACUCUGAAUGUACGACGGGUAAGGAAGUAGCUACCGGAACUUUAUCCAUAACAACAAUCCCGCUUAAUGUAGCACAAUGUGAGCAAACUAAAUCUUUAACACCUGAGGAAGAAAUUUCUCUGAGACAUUAUUUACAAACAUUGAACUUAUCAACAAGCCCUAAUGUAAAUUCAAUAGAAAUUAAAACUGAAAUAGAGGAAAUAAUAAAUCGUGAAAUAAAACAUCGUUUACGAAAGAAAGGCUUGGCCGAUGACCUGUUUGUUCAAAGACUUGGUCCUCCGCGAAUGCUGGAUGUUAUUGAUGAAGAAGGCAGUAGUGAAUCUUCUAUAGCAUCACGUCGACAAUCAUACUUAAGUGAUAAAAAAAGUGACAAUGAUGAUUUAGAAGAUGAUGUGUUUGAAGAUAAAUCGAAACCAAUUGAGAAAUACGUCACAAAAUCUAUAGGUCAUAUUAGUAACAAAAGUUACGGCAGAUUAGUUCCACAGCAAUGCAUGCUAGUCGGAGCCAAACUUCAAGAGCCAGAUGUAUCAGAAGCACGUGGAGUCUGGACUAUGCAAACUGUAGAAAAGAUGACUGGUGCAGAAGUAGUAUAUUUAACAGAUUCAUCUAGUAGUACCAGUUCUAUACACGAUGUUGGCAAUGAAACAGAUGAUAGUGUAGAAACUGAUGUAUCAGUUCGAAUGAUUACCCCAACCAUUGAAGUCACAGAUACCGAAAAAUUAUUAAAAGAAACUUUUGUAGCCAAUAGUGAGGAUCAAGUUCCUAAUAGUAUAGAAGAGAAAAGUGUUAUUAAAAAAAAUGAAGUCAACGAAAGUAGAAGUGAUAGUAGAAAUCAAAAUAAUAUUAGUGAAUUUUAUGAUAACUCUCAUGAAAUUGUUGUGCUAUCCACAGAUGAUAUAAAAACCAAUCUUUAUGUAAAAGAUUUAGACGACUCAAAAAUAAAUUUAAGUAAGGAUAGAGAUGGAGAAACAUCUAGUAACAAAUCUUUGCAAGGAUCUAAAAAUGAGAUUACGACUGAAAGUAAUGCAAAUGUCUAUAAUCUAGAAAUGAAAGUUUUAAAGUGUGAACUGAAUGAUGCAAUAAAUAAUUUGAUUAAAGAAGUAUCAUCAGACUCAGACGUGCCAAAUGAAAAUACCAAAGAUAAUUUUACACGCCAAGACUCAUCAAGUAGUGUUUGUUCUUCCCAGUGCACCGCAAAAUAUAAUCCAACUUCUUCUUCCCUGAAUGAUGUUUCUAACAUAUUGCAUGAUGAAACUUGUCAAAAUACAGAUAAUAGUACUAAAAUUGUACGAAAUGACAAUACAACCACCCAUGUAAAAGAUGUAUUUGAAUGUGUUACAGGAACAACCGCGAAUAUUGACAGUCAACAUAGAAUUAUAGAUCAACCGCUGCCUCUGAGGGAUUUGUGCGUAAAAAAAAUAUCAAAUCUUCCUUAUGGUUUGAAAAUAUUAGAAGAAUUGGCAUCUGUUUCUGAACGACUACAAAAUAUCAACGUGUAUGGCUUGACAAGUAAAGAGAAAGAAAGGGCUUCAAAGAAAGAAAACUUAAAAGAAAAAAAUAUGCCAUAUUAUCCUCUACCAGAUUUAUCGAGUAUAGAAAAAGUAUCCCUACCUUCAAAAAGUUACGAACCUUUAGCACCUCCUGUGCAACCUCGAAAUUCGUCAUUGAAAAAGUCACAAGAUGACAAUCACUGGACUGCAUUGCCGUCUAAAAGUGAUCCUGUUUACGUUUGUUUUUCUCCAUCUCAAAAAAUGUUAAUGGAAAAAACAAAUACGGUAAUAACCAAGGAGGACGCCACUGAACUUAUAGAUACUCAUAAAAAAUUUGUUGAUCGUAGAGGAUACAAUGAAUAUUACAGGGAAAAUAAUAAAGGCCAUGAGCAUGUCACAGAAUCGCCUGUAGUGCCGUUUAAAUCUCAAACUGGAAGUCGAUUAUUGGCUCUAAUUCGAGAUCCAACUGUCUCAUAUAACAUAAAUUCAUCAAUGAAUGAUCAUCAUUUCCGAAAUCAGAACUUUGGAAAUCUGGAUAAGAAGUCCUAUAUGAUGAAUAAUAGAACAGAUAUUUCUAGUACAUUUAAACCCAUCCCACCGCCGAGACCAAAAAAAUAUUCGUCAUCAUUUUACGAAAGUGAUGAAAGUUCCGAUUUUACAGACAGUUCUUUCAGAUCUAUGAAAAGCGAAAGAAAAUAUUUUCACUAUUCAACUGGAAACUUAAGCAAAGAAAUUGAAAACGACGUAUCUUCUAUACAAAAUAUGCAUCGAAAUUUUACUGAUAUUCGUGAUAGUUUUAAUGGAUCAAACUUCCCACGACGACCUUCAUUGCCUAAAGAUAUUUGUGAUAAGCAAAUGGAAUAUAUUAGACAGAAAGAAAAAGAAGUUGAAGCUGAGAUUAAGCGUCUGGAAGAAGAAAAAAACAGCAUGCCCGUUGCUCCACAAAGAGGCCCAAGAGCUCCGUUAAUCAAAGACAAACAUAAUAUGGUCGAACAACAAUAUUUAUAUAACCAAUACAGAGUGGAUUCCAAAAAUAUUUGUAAUAAUAUUCAAGUUCCAGAGAAGCCAGUCAGAAGUAGAUUAAAGUCGCUCUUUAGUAGUAGCGAAGAAGAAUUACUUCGUGAUAAAAUGUACUCAGAAUAUGUAAAUCAAAUGGCGGAACGACAAGAAAGAAAACAACACAGAAUUAUCAAAAUAACUAAUACCGGUGGCGACUCAAAAGCUAAGACAGUGUCAAAAAGCAUGUCAGCCCUUGAUGUUUUAGAUUCAAAGGUAAACAAUCGAAUCGAAAAAGAAUUUAUAUCGAAAGCCAGGGAAAGAUGGGAUAAAUUAGGUAUCAAAGAUCCUGAGACUGAAGAUGAAAUAGAAAGUAGCAAAGACGUGUAUAGGGAACCGAAAGUGAUAGAACAUAAGAUAAAAGUUAUUGAAGGUAACAAAGAAACAGACGUGAAAAAAUUACCCAGCCAUUUACAAGACUUUGUGCGUUUUACUGCUAAGGAUAAAGACGAUGGGAGAAGCAGCUCUGAGACCGUCAUGAUAGCGCCCACCUUCAAGGCGAGGUCUACCUCACCAGCGGUGUGGAGGCCCGGCGCGCCGACGCCGCCACCCGCGGCCGCUCCUGCGCCGGCGCCGGUCGCCCGCAGUCCAGGCGCGCCUCCGCCCCCUCCCCCGCCGGUGUGGACCCCCGGCAGUGCCGGCCCCUCCCCACAGUCUACAAGGAAGACCUUCCGACCAGUGCACUUCGAGGAGACGCCACCCACCCGCCGUAAAUUUGGAAAUUCGGAACACAACGGUUGCACCAGCGAAUCGGAAAGCGAAAGGAGAUUACGCACGUCUCAGAGUGCACCCGCCACUGGACUGAACAGUUUGGGGACCACUGGCUCCAGCAGACUGCCUCGGGCGCAGAACCCUACUGUCACUCUGUUACAGAAAGCUAGAGAAGGCCAAAUUCCUCGUGGCUCCAGCUAUCUUCAGCAGGAGCGAGACAGCGCCCGGCUUCCUCGCGAUAGACCCUCGCCACCUAUUGGGGAUCCAGUGCAUGCCUUACGACUCGGGUACGCGAGCGAGGGCGAGGCGGAGAUCGGCGCGCGGAAGAUGGCCGAUGCGCACGCGCGCUCCAAAGUAGAAGGCAUCGGACCCACCACCAAGGACGGCAUGCCCGUGGCACUCAGAUCGGAAGUCAAGGACCCGUCAAGGUGGUACAAGAAAAUGUAUGACACAAUCCAUAAAAACAAAUACGAUGACGAUUAUGUGACUAUUCGAUACAAAAGUCGACGAGGUGAACCCCCCCAAAGAGUAUCAAACAAAUCACAAUACGCGUACUUCGACCCUCGCUCGGGCUACCUCAGCGAGCCGGAAGGCGGCGGACGGCUGGGCUCCGGCGCGUGGAGCGACGCGUACGACAGUGACGUCACGUCCGGCGCGCGCCGCAGGACCGCCUCCGUGCAGGACGACAGGAGAAUCAGCGAUACCAGCUCGCCAUAUUUGCCUAAUAAUAAAUAUAGUACCUUAGCCUCAGCGAGAGCAAGUCAAGAAGUAUAUAAGAACCAGCCUGGAAGGAUAGAAGACUAUGUGCCUGGACGGUCGUCUGUAAUUGAUAAGGAAGCCAAACAGUGGUGGGACGAGGUCAUGGACAUUUUUGAUGGGUGGCUCGACGACAACUCCCCCCUGCCCCCUUACACCACAUUGCUCGCACGCGCCAUACAGAAGAGUCAAAAUAUUUCGAGCACAACUUCGUUACCACAAGCGUCACCCAAAGAAAAGAAGGAUAUCACUUCAGCAAUUUUAUCUAAGUCAAACAUGGCCAGGGCUCUGAAAGAAUCCGGCUACGAGUCAGACUCGACGCUGGUGUUCCGGCGACGCGACGAGAGCGCGGCGCUGUCGCCGGCCGAGCGCCGCGCCGCGUACCGCGACCUGCAGGCCGGGGGCGAGCCGCCGCUGCGGGGCUUCCGCUCGCCGGCGCCACAGAGGCAAGAAUGCGAUUCCGCCCCAGAGCCCCCUCGAAGAGCAACACAAGGGAUAUACGCCGACAAAGAAUCCCCGCGGCGCUACGUGGAGAGCGACGUCAACAUCCACUACCGCUGUCCUGUGCGUCACGAUCCGCUGCCCCUGGUGCCGGAGAGGGAGCUGGCCCGCCAACAGGCGGAGCACAUGAAGAGGCUAUACCGGGAACAGAAACGGAACAAGUACUUGCAGGAGAAUGAGAUCCAUCCCUUGGACAUAGAAGCGUUUGAUGCCUCGAUCAAGGAGCUGCAAGAUAUGCAAAAUAGGCGUCAUCAAGAUAACUUCACACCGUCACAGAAGAAUAUCCUCCCUCUGAACAGAUAUGACGAGGCUGAUAGAUUCGUCGCCAGAGCACUGUAUGCCUUCAACGGACAGACGGCCAGGGAACUCAGCUUUAGGAAAGGAGAUCUUAUCAAUGUUAGAAGACAAAUUGAUGCUAAUUGGUAUGAGGGUGAAGUACACGGGAAGAUUGGAUUGUUCCCGUAUAAUUAUGUUGAGCUUAUGAAAGGUGAGCUAGCUCAAUCACCAAAGAAACCGACAGUCAUUGAAGGCAGAGCUCGAGCCAAGUUCGACUUCACGGCGCAAACCAACCUCGAGCUUCCACUGAAGAAGGGGGAGGUUGUGGUACUCACGAGACGCAUCGACCAGAACUGGUGGGAAGGCAGGAACGGCGGCAAGACGGGCAUCUUCCCUGAUAGCUACGUCACAGUGCUACAGGAACCUAGCCCAAACAAGCCAGAACCCCAACCUACCCUAUCGAACGAUAAGCCGGUGGCGUCUCCAGCAGCUCACGGUCUCCUGAACGGCUCCGCCAAGAGGAGCAUGGGGGCCCACAGCUACAUGCCGCAGCCCAACAACCCUGCGCUGUCUAAUGCACCUCCAGCUACCCAACCACUGCCGGGAUACGUGGCGAAGCCCGCGCAAGUGACAGCAACCCCCUCGGAGCGGGGGUACGGCCCCCCCACCACGCCCGGGGUAGACCUCAACAAUACGGAGCCUCUCUACGUAGAUACCAAUGCUGAAGCUGUGCCGUACCGUGCCAUGUACAAGUACAGGCCUCAGAACCCCGACGAGCUGGAGCUGAAUGAAGGCGACACCGUGUAUGUUCUGGAGAAAUGCGACGACGGCUGGUACGUCGGCUCUAGUCAGCGCACCGGACGCUUCGGCACUUUCCCCGGCAACUACGUGGAGCGCAUCUGAUAGCGCGCGCCGUCGCUGCUGCGCCGCCUGCGCCGCGCCGCGCUGUGCGCGCGCCGACACACACACACACUCACACACCGCUGACACUUCACACAACACUCACUACAAUACUGAAAUUACAGUGGCCGUUGAUAUUUAAGUUUAAUCUCACUAUCGAAGCUAUUCGUAGUGAGAUGAUGAUUGAUUUACAAUACUUAUAGUUAUGUAUAUCAACACAUCACAUAAAUAUCUAUCAAAAUAGUUCAAAGUGUGAAUAAAUAAAUGUUUACACACUGAUUUAGGAGUUUGUGUCGGGUGCCGUGAAGUGAUGAGUCGUAAAUGUAUAAAUUACAGCGGAAAUAUAAAGUUAUAUUAAUGUCGGCCUUAUUCUGUAUAAGGGUUUAAUCAUCUUAGCCAUGCAUGAACUUUUUGUAAUGUUUUCUACGAAAAAACAAUCGUUAUCAUACCCAAUAUUGUUAAUACAUUGAGUAUAAUCUGUAUAAUACCACUUUUACACCAUUCAUAUUACUACGUGAAAACUGCUAAUCAAUUUUAUUGUUCAAAGUACAAUAAUAAUAUUAAUUAUUUCGGAUCCCUAAAAUGUAUGGUCUGUAGAUUAGAUUCGUCUCAACCCGAAUGGCACUCUCGAUAAAGUUGUAUGUUUAUGUCUGUUAUCUUACAUCAGUGUAAUACUAACUUUGUCGACUGUACGCGAUCCCCUUGGGUUAUAUGCUAUUUCCCUUUCAUUGUGUCAGUAAUGUGUACCCAAAGUUGUUUACGCGUCCCAAAGAGUAUGUUAAAUCGGAUAAUAAUUAUGAAGUUGUAUAAUUGUAUAAAAAAAAAUAAUAAAAAUACUUAUAUACCUGUACAAUUUGUUUAGUAUAGUUAUUUAUUUAAAACAUAGGAGUGAGGGUUUAGGGCUCAUCUUUUAAAAGUGACAUUUUAAAAGAAUGCAGCUGGGCACGUGAUUAACUAAUUCUUGUAACUAACAUUUUUCUAUAACGGUGUUAUAUCGGCAAAGGUCAAACUUUGAAAUUAACUCACAAAUACCUUCAGAUACAAAGUUUUGACAUUUUGUGUAGAUCGGCUACCGGCUCUAUCUAGUGAACAUUUUAGUCUUGUUCAUAAAAAAAAUAACCGCUUGUAUAGCUUUUAUCUCUUUCUACCUUUUCAAUAUUUGUCAUUAAAAUAAUUAAACAAAACAAAAUUUAGCUAAAAUGCAGUUGAAUUUUUUUAUGAAUGAGACGUUUAAAAAAUUAAUUUUUUGUAAAGCAUAGACUAUCCAAAAUAGGUUACAUAUAUAAAUUUGUUACCAUAUUAACAUUAACUAUAAUCAAAAUAAUGUAAUACUCAGAAAGCUAUGCAAUGAUUAGUGUAUGUAGGGCGAGUAAUUUUCGACAACGGUUGACAAUACAAUACGGUAUGCUUAAUUUUUAAUUAGAUUUAAUAUACUAAACGAUAAUUAUCUAAUUAAUCUGACGAAAUAACACCUUCAGUUAAAUAAAUAUGGAUUUUUAAAUGUCUAGUCAUGUGUCAGAUGUUUUAUAUUUUUACAUUGUUAUCAAAAUCUUUUAUUUUCUUUAUAUAUCUAUGUCAUGUCAAUGAUUUUAUACAAUCUGAAAUGUAUAUUUACAAUAUUUUACAAUUGUAGAAAACGGAAACCUUUUAUAUAAAAAAAAUGUAUCAAUGUCAAAUAGUAGACCAUACGAAUAAAAAUGGCGCCGUAUUCACAACCAUGCAAUUAUUGACAGAUUUUCUAAGCAUAGCAUGCGGCGCUAUUAAUUAAAUAAGUAUAUGUUUGAAGAUAAAAACUAUUAUAUCCAGUACAUACCAAAGCAUACUUCUCGCCCUAUGUCAAGCUUGAGUUGUGUAGGUAUGCAGCUUCUAUUACUUUAACCCUUGUAUUGUUGUAUUUAAUUUGUUAAUUUAUUUUUAAAGCACAAAUGUUUUUAUUUUGUUGUUUACACUCGACAUAUUAUAUAACAUUAUUUGCUACUGUUCAAAAUCAUCACACAUAAUAAAAUAAUCUUUCUAUUUA